GGAGUCUCUGGAAGUUAAUAAUCUAAUGAAAUCGCGCUCGGCCCGAUCAUUGUAAUCAAUGUCAUUAUUUCCCGAAGUAUGAAAUAUAAAGCUCGGGGCCCUGGCUUCCACGAGUGUUGCAUGUGUUGAUCAACACUUACUUAUCUUGUUGUGGAUGAGGUCAUGUAUAACGACAUCUAAUGUAAGUGUUCCUUCAUAUUUUCUUCUAGUAUCUGGUUGUCAACUUUGCAGGAAGGAGUUAACACUUGUUAUCCGGUAGGAAUAUUGAUUGGUUGCCGAAAGUCUCUCGCCGCUUCGCCAAAAUAGCAAGGAGAGAAUCUAGUGCCCAGUUUGUAGCUUGACCGCCUUAUUCUUUGGGUGUAUCUACAUCAUUCCUGCAUAUGUAGCAUAUGCAGAAGUAAUGAGUAAAUUCGAUUUGUUUAAGUGCAUCUCGUUGUUGAUGUAUGUAUCGCAAACGUACUUAGCGGUCAAGAAUGAAAAUGAUGUUAAACCACGCGGAUUCCCGAAUCAUGUCGAACAGCAUCGAAUGCUUUGUCACAAAUCCUUGUGUAGUCCCUUCAAUGCCAGAACCAUUAUUCGAGAUGGAUAGCAACGCUUUCAGUGUCGUCAAUCCACCAGUUGCGAAAGGCUGGGAGCAAAAUUUUGAAAGCUUUCGAGAUUAUAAACACUUUCCGCUGUUUCAAAACGAAAGUGGCGAUAUCUGUCAAGAUACGACACCACUUUCUGGGAAUCAGGGAGGAAAUAACUAUUCACCAAAAACACCAACGCAUACAGUAUUACAUCCACAACGGCGUCCAUCCAAAUCGCAUUAUUAUUCCAUCCCCUUACAUCCAGCGCCCAACAUGGUGCAAGAUUAUGGAUCAGAUUCAACACUUGGGGUGGGUUACACCCAGAUGGGUAUAGACCAGGGCCGGGGAAGUUUUACAGCUUUCCAAAAUUGCACGAGUACGACGCCAUUUUCAAUGGCACACACAUCUUUUCCCGGCAAUGAUUCAACCACCUAUCGUUUCAGCAAUGACAACAUAACUCCAAGGAUGGACUACAAUGACCCUCACAAGUCCAAUACAGACAGACUCGAUACAUACGAGUCUCUUGCGACAGGUUCUGCCACGCACGACGGCAUAUUGGAUGAUUGGUGGUCGAAUGAGAAUGGCAACUUGAUGAAUAAGACCAAUGGCCAUUCAAAUGGGAUAGUAGCAUCGUAUAGCAUUCCAAUCUUUCCUGAUGGCCUUCCUAGACCACAGAUUGAGCAGCUAGAUAAUUUCGAGGAUAGUUGGAAUCAUUGGUGGGUAACAGAGAGUGAAUGGACACCAGCCCCAUUCGUUCCGAGUACGAUCAAACCCAGAGCGUUGAACCUUAAUUCAUCGUUUACUUCAACUGCCUCCAUCACCACCAGGGCAUCGAGGCAAGCCUCGGCAUUUUCACCAGAGUCAACUGUUGUGACAAGUACUCCAGACUAUACCCCAAGUACUUCCCCAGCCAAAGAGUUGUCUAAAGAGCACAUCACUCAAUCACGCUCUCGACACAUGCUCCCAAGUUCGAGACCGGUCAGAAAUAAUGAUAUAAUUGCAGAUGGGUUCGACGAAGAUGGGACGGCCACAGACAGGCUGGUAGAAAAUCGGCGCCCAAGUGUUAGCACUCCCAUUAGUGCAAUUGGAAACACUCGAAGUCAUAAAAUCAUCAAAAAUGACUUUGACAUCAAGCAUUCCAAUGUACUGCUUACGCCCAAAAAUAAUCUCCUUGAUGGUAAAUCAUCUUCAGCGAUCGGGAACGCACCACUUGCUAAUCGAUUUGAACAAAACAACUUUUUGAUUAGCUCAAGACAAGCGGGUAUGUCCUAUAAGGCAAUUCGAUCCAAUGGAAAUUUCACCGCUGCCGAAUCCACACUCAGGGGUCGAUUUCGAACGUUAACCAAAGAUAAGAAAGAUCGAGUUAGACAGCCGAAAUGGACAGAAAACGAUAUACAAUUGUUGAGCAAUGCGGUGAAAAAGCUUGGGCGCAGCACAAACAGUAGUUCAGAGCCACAAUGGAAAAAAGUCGCUCAGUAUAUCUAUGAUAAUGGAGGAUCAUAUCAUUUUGGUUAUGCCACUUGUCGGAAACGGUGGAUUACGCUUAAGAAUGUUGAUAAGUAGGUAUGAGAUUGUGCCAGCAUUUGAAAAGGGGAUUAUCAAAGCCUAAGAUAUAAUUCAUGUCAUUUCAGAUAGGAUGGUUAUCUAGUUAGCGAGAGACAUAACAAAUUCGUGAAUCGGCGGGUUUAGAUAACCA
Molecule: messenger RNA, 2265 nt
Organism: Botrytis cinerea B05.10
Lineage: Eukaryota; Fungi; Ascomycota; Leotiomycetes; Helotiales; Sclerotiniaceae
Exons: 3
Coding region: 510-2132 (540 amino acids)
Source: RefSeq, a predicted model, not a curated record